GCCGUUGCUUUAGAAAUUUUUUUAUUUGCUUCGUGUUAAUCAGAGAGUGUUGUGUUUAUAAAUAGUUUUAUAGUUGUUAGUUAUACAGUAUUGUAAUUGUUGGCUUUUGGAUGAGAAAUUUGUGAAUUUUUUUGACUUAGAUGUGAUUGUUGGUGAAUUUCUUUAACUAUUGGAUUUUUUUUUUAUUAAUUGAAAAGGGCACGCGAUACCACGAUAUCAGAACAAAACGACAAUGAGGGGACAAAUGAGAAAAUUGACAGUGUCAAGCGUUCUGUUAAUUUUGUCAAUUCUAACGGGGAUUGUUAACUCGAUCGACGUCGCUCCAGUUAAACCUACGACUAAAGAUCCUGUUCCAACAAGUUCAUCAGCCCUAAAACUCGAAGCAAGAUCUGACCCGCUCGAUAAUGAGUACGACAGUGCAACAGCGACAGCGAUACUGAAUUCAACCUCUACUUCUUCCAAUAUUUUUCCGGUUUAUCCGAGAUCCAACGAUAAGUCGAGCCUAUCUGAUCAAACUGUGAGUCUAAAUACCAAAGAUACUUAUCUGCAGGCGCUGGAGCACUCCCACUCAAGUAAAGAUCCACGUGAAGGCAUUGUCAAAGUUGACUCAAGGCCCAAGAGCACUAAAUUUGUCCGUAGGACUUACGAAGGCCCUGUUUACCGGCCCGAGUAUGGUCCACCGUCAGAUAAUACCAAUCCGCGAAUCGUUCAUGGAACCAGCCAAGAAUAUCCGUCCCAGUCGUCAAAUGAGUUGUAUUCAUUGCCGGCUCAGCAGACUCAAUAUGGCGCACCAGCAGCUCCACAGACUAAUUAUGGUGCUCCUAGUAGCAGUUAUGGGACUCCUAGUAGCAGCUAUGGUGUUCCUAGUAGCAAUUAUGGAACCCCUAGUAACAGUUAUGAUGUUCCUAGUAGUAGUUAUGGUGCUCCUAGUAGCAGUUAUGGCACUCCUAGUAGUAGUUAUGGUACUCCUAGUAGUAGUUAUGGUCCUCCUAGUACUAGUUAUGGAUCUGUUCAACCUCAAAAUUCUUAUGCACCGUCAAAUAGUUAUUUACCAGCUAAUGGACCUACGCAAGGUGAGGCUCGAGGAUAUGGAAGUGGAUGGAAUGGGUAUGCACUACCCCAACUGAUGCCAGCGAUCGAUUUCUCCUGGCCAUUUGCAUUGAAAUUAAACGCCUUCACUAUUGCUAAAAUACUUUUGAAAUUAGUAAUAUUCAAAAUGAUCGUCAAAUUUAUAGCCGUUAUAUGCCUAUUAUUAUUUAUCCCCAAGCUGGAGAUGAAAAAUAACGACGAUGACAGCGAUGAUGAUGAAAGUCGUGUGUUUAAAUCUACUUCUGCUCUUGAGCGCCUUAAUUCACUUACGGCAACUGUCUUAGAUUCAAUUGACGAAUACAAGGUCAAUAAUAAUAACAACAAUAACAACAACGAAAAAAGCAUCAAAAGUAAAAACUGCAAUGAUUUAAGCUGCCGUUUGAAGAAAAUUUUAUUAGCAAAUGAAUCAUGGAGUAGUUACAUAAAUUUAUUCAAAAAUUACGUUGCUGAAGAAAAAUACAUGAGUACUGAUAGUAAAACAUAAUUAAGUUAUUGUUAUUAGCUUUUAUUUAUUAUUUAUUAUUAUUU
Cotesia glomerata is the source of this 1617-nucleotide messenger RNA. RefSeq lists its product as uncharacterized. The record is from RefSeq and is a predicted model, not a curated record. The coding region runs from base 233 to 1573 and encodes 446 amino acids. NCBI's taxonomy places the organism in Eukaryota, Metazoa, Arthropoda, Insecta, Hymenoptera, Braconidae. The transcript has 4 exons.